CCCGUAUCGGAGCCGCGGUCUCCGACCGAUAACAAAAGCAGCGACUUUUGCAGGGAGCGAGGCUCUCGGCUCAAGCAAGAUCUGCGAGGAAGAGGAGGGAAACAGGUCGCGCCAAUGGCGUCUUCUUCCUCCUCUCCAGCUUCGGUGAUUACCCCAGAAGACGUCUUGGAGUCGCUCAUGAACGACGGCACCAUCGACGCUCUCCGGUUGAAGAUCAUCAAUCAGCUCAAAGCCAACGAAGAGCUGAAGAGCACCACAAUUAAAAUGGCAGAGCAGAGCAAAGUUCUUAAUACCCCGGGAGCCGAAAAACAGACCAAGAGAGAGCUAUUCGAUGCUCUGCGCCAGGAGCUAGAGGCUCCAGUGCUUGAGAAGGCCUCCAAAUCAGUUUGGGAGUUAAUUCUCGACAGUAAUGGGCUGGGGAAAGAAAUAAGUGAGACAGUAGAAAGAGUUUUCUGUCGAUUAAGUGGAAGAGAAGCGCCACUAUUUGGCGAAGCACAACCAGAUAGAGCAAAAGAUGAGUCCAGAGGCAAAGAGAAGCAUGCUAAUGUCGACAAUGGAACAGAUGAAUUCCACUCUGCUUCAAAGAAGAGAAGUUUUGGUGAUUUGAACUGAGAGUAGAUGCAUUUGUAAAGGAAUCAGGCAAUUCUUGCAGUCCUACAUUAUUAAGCGCUUUGAGGACACGAUCCACUCAGCUGAAAUUAUAUGAAAUGUGUGAGAGAGUCCUCUAUGAGACCUUUAAGCAAAACUUUUUAUCAGUCCUUUCAGGAUGUGAAGCGGCAUGGCAACUGUCAAGCACCAUCUUUGCGAAGAUGUCAUUGUCAGUUUUAUGACAGGACUUGCAGUUUUGAAUAUAACUAUAGUUUCUAUGCUCUAGUUGGUAUAUCAUGUUGAGGGCUAUGAUAUAGUGAUGAAGAGUGUGUAUUUCAUUUUUACUUUGUAUCUCUAGUCUUAGUACCAGUAGUAGUUAUGCUAGAUACUUGCUAAUGAGGCUAUUAACUUGUAGUUUUGAACAUAUUUUUGUAUGCAUUGGCUUCUGUAAAGGUUUAGGUGAUCCAUGUUCCUUUUAUAGUGAA
Rhodamnia argentea is the source of this 1073-nucleotide messenger RNA. RefSeq lists its product as uncharacterized. The coding region runs from base 115 to 612 and encodes 165 amino acids. The record is from RefSeq and is a predicted model, not a curated record. NCBI's taxonomy places the organism in Eukaryota, Viridiplantae, Streptophyta, Magnoliopsida, Myrtales, Myrtaceae. The transcript is spliced from 3 exons.